AUGUUCAAUAAAACGUCUAAGAAACCAAUAAGAAAGCAAGGUCUCGGCCUCUUUCAGAGAUUACCCUACGACGUCAGAGAAUUGAUCUGGUGGGAGUUCAUUCCAACCGGAAAAGAUGAAAGAUACAAUCCGAAACAACGAGUUCAAGCAACCGAUCUCGGAAUCUUACGCACAAGCAGAGAGAUAUACAAUGAAGUAUCCAAAUUACUUUAUCAAUUCACCAACUUGAUAUUCACUAUGGACCCUCUUCAUCGCGGUUUGAACGUGUCUUUCGAGCAGAGGCUCUAUUCCCGACGUGUGGAUGGUGCCCUCCACUAUCAAGGGACCCUAUGGCACCUGAAAGAUAUAAAACAUGCGAAAUCUUCUGGCUUCUACGAUCUUCCUUUUCACAAGUUCUGGGAAGUCAUCGUCAAUCUACGCGCGCCAAACGCGUCAAACCCACACGAGCUAUUUUUCCUCUGGAAAGACAUCACCCAGCUGAUGAUCCCGGUUAUUAAAGAAACUGCAAUUGACAGUUUGGUUAUCCGUCUGCAGAAAGGGUCCAAAGCCGACUGGCUCAAUGAAUGGAGACGACCGAACAAAAGCUCUGUUUACCAAGUGAUAAACUCCCGACAUGACUAUGAUGUCGUUAUUGUACCAUUCUGCGCAUUAAGGAACCUGAAGGAUAUCAGUAUGGAAACAUACUCCUGGCAACUCCGUCGUGAGAUGGACUGGAGGGUCAUCAAUAGAGGCAUUGAAACCGUGCGUCUCCAAGCUUGGAAACAUUGCGAAUCGCCGAAUCACAAAGAUUAUGGGAUCCUUGAACACGACGUGGACCGCGCGGUAGCGGGAGAUUACUUCUGGCUGCAUUUGGAGAUGUGGAAAACGCGCCGUCCUAUCUAUGAUCGGUUACGACGGGACUUUCUCAGUCAAUGGUUCGAUCAGAAUGGUAUCUCCGAAUUCGAGAGACAGAUUCAAAAGAUCGUGUACCAGUAUCCGGAAAUCAUCGAGACUUACGAUCCGGAAAUGAAUAUCUUAGAGGAUAUGCACAUGACUCUGGUGAGUCUGUACAGCUAUGCGAAGUCACUGCGUGGCGAGGAAGAUCUGAGUGACUGGGACCAAGGCAUUUGGUAUUCUACCUUUCCCUUUGGCGUUCCAAUUCAAGAGGAUCAUAGAUUUUGCGCGAGUGGUGGGUUUUACAUGAGACGACGUGAUUUGUUUAAAUCCAACGCCUAUCUCAAACAUACGAAAGAGAAUGAUUAUCUGAGCACCAUGACGGACAUUAUUAUUGAUUGGAGAAUGAAGAAUAUUGGUAAUCCAUUACGGAGAUGUCCUUCAUGUGAUGAAUAUGGCUUUAAGAGGGGUCGUUAAUGCAAUCUGCGGACAUGUUCCUACAUUUUUUCCAUCAAGUGAACUUUGUAUUUAGGAUGAUGGAGUUUUCAAGGACUGAUUGUGGUCGUUCUGCUGCGGUAGAGCAGCAUGCUUGUGGGAUCUUUUCUGUUAGGGAUAGG
This is a messenger RNA of Paecilomyces variotii, 1490 nucleotides long. RefSeq lists its product as hypothetical. Bases 1 to 1350 code for a protein of 449 amino acids. The record is from RefSeq and is a predicted model, not a curated record. The transcript has a single exon. NCBI's taxonomy places the organism in Eukaryota, Fungi, Ascomycota, Eurotiomycetes, Eurotiales, Thermoascaceae.